AACAGUGUGAGGCUAUUGGCUUGGAGGUGGCAUUUGACCUUGCUUCUCCUUGUCUGGUUGGGAGACACCCCCAAGUUUGGAGGGUCUGUACAUGGAAUAUGAAGAGGAUGAUGACAUUUCCUUUGCAAAAUGGAUGAGCAGCUUCUGGGGCCACAACUUGAUUGAUGAGAAUGAGAAAGAGGGUAGAGGCCACAAGAAACGUCAGACACAACCCUUUAGUCAAAGGAGAGCCUCCCUUCCGGCUAGGCUUUCCUCCCUCCAUACAACACGACUUCAUGCUUCUACUAAAGGUUCAUCUUCAGGCCAUCUCAAGGGCUCCAAGGAAUUUCAAGAAGACCAAGAUGUCAAAUGCCACUGCCACAGGAAGGCAAGCAGAACACCUUCAGCAGGCAGCUCAUGCCCAGAGACAAGAUCAAACUCCAUCCAGGAAUUUUCAGAGUCCUUUGAAAAGCAAUUGCAUCUUAAAAGCAAACGCUCAAUUUCUUUGCAACCUGAAGGCAUGAAGGAGAAAAGAGAAAGAGAGAGAUUGCCUUUGAGAAAAGGCAAGUCUCAUAAGAGAAUGGAAGAGAAAUCAGAGCCAAGAGGAGGGCAGAACGAAGAUGGAGGUUCAGAAGUUGUACCUGCAAAACACGACGAACAGUUUCCAUCACAAGCAAGCAUUGAGAAAAGAUAUUUAUGCACAGGCAGCUAGAAUGUAUUGGGGUAAUGAAUUUUUACACUCUCCCUGAAGAGCAGAGGGAGCAUUCCUUUUUUGUUUUGACUAGAAGUGGCCUGUUAGCUAGAAUAAAUCCUGACCUGUAAAAUAAAAGUAAAAUUCAGCUGCAUCAUU
This is a messenger RNA of Phaethon lepturus (White-tailed tropicbird), 829 nucleotides long. It is a transcript of the gene LNP1, whose product is annotated as leukemia NUP98 fusion partner 1. Bases 92 to 691 code for a protein of 199 amino acids. Lineage: Eukaryota; Metazoa; Chordata; Aves; Phaethontiformes; Phaethontidae. The transcript is spliced from 3 exons. The record is from RefSeq and is a predicted model, not a curated record.